UCGUUUGUUGUUGUCUUCGGAUUAUUAAACAAACAAAAAAAAAACAUCAUCACAAACCAAACAAAGCCUUAUGAAUUUGCGGUGGAGGAGGUAGAAGCACUUCAAAGACAAAGAUUAAAGAACAUGUCGGUGAUGGAAAACCAAAAACAACAAGAUAACAAAGGACAGUUGAAAAAGUGUGAAAGGAAAAGAACAUCUUGUUAUUCUCGUAUCAAUAAUCUCGAUGAUGGUUGUCUUAUGCAUAUCUUUAGUUUCCUUUCUCCUAUUCCAGAUCGCUUUAAUACCGCCCUCGUUUGCCACAGAUGGAAUUAUUUGGCUUGUCACCCUCGCUUGUGGCUUCGGGUAGAUCGGUCGGUUAAAGACUUAUCUGAACCUGGUGUUUUCCCCAACAUUGAAACGGCUGUUUCUGCUUCAAGGCCAGGUGAUACUAUUUUAAUAGCAGCUGGUGGAAUUCAUCGUGUCGCAAACAUUCAAAUAAAUAAACCACUCUGCUUGAUUGGUGCAGGUGAAAUUCCAGAUGACACAAUGCUCACUUGUUCACGAGGCUUGGACAGUGCAUUCGAGUUCCUUUCCAACUGCAAAUUAUCAAACUUAACCGUGAAGGCAGAGCUCGGUUGCUGCUUGCUACAUCGAAGCGGAAGGCUCACUAUAGAUGGAUGUGUUCUACAAUGCGAAUCCAAUCCUCUCGAUUUUCUCUCAUGUCCCAUCAUAAGUACUGCCAAUAGCAGUGACAUGGUCCCUUCACAAACCAACAGCAACAACGGUGACGGGGUAUUUGUUUCUCAAACUCGCAUCGAAGGAGGCGCCAAAGCUGUUUUAACAAGUGGAGAUCUCGCGUUGCAACGAGUAAGAGUGGUUUAUGCAAGAACUUCCCUUCUUUUCUGGUUUGAUGUAGAACAAAUGUAGUCGAAUCGGCCUUAACCAGCUUUAUGUUGUUAUUUAUUGUUCUGUAAUUUAGUUUAGUGGAGUGAUGAUUCUUUUUCUGGUGCUUUUUCUGCUCCUUGUUGUGUACCAUUAUCAUAUGUAACAAACUUUCAGUUUAUCAUCAUCUUUAUGACUUGUCAUCUAACUCUUAAUAAUGUGAUAACAAAAUGAUGUCAUGCAUUUGUAUA
Molecule: messenger RNA, 1112 nt
Organism: Medicago truncatula (barrel medic)
Lineage: Eukaryota; Viridiplantae; Streptophyta; Magnoliopsida; Fabales; Fabaceae
Product: F-box protein SKIP5
Exons: 5
Coding region: 124-906 (260 amino acids)
Molecular function (GO): protein binding
Source: RefSeq, a predicted model, not a curated record